UUUCUCGUUACCGGAUAUGACGAAUUUGCAGGAAAAGUUACCGACCGGCUGGGUGGUUGGACAGGCAUCUUCAAAGACAAUGGUUGAUGCAUCACUCAAUAUCUUCUAUGGUGAUCAAGAUAAUGUGUAUUGUUUCAGUGCUAACUUUCUUCAGUAAUUAAAUUCAACAAAAGAAGCCCUUAAUUUUAAGCUUCCAUGAAGUUCAGCUGCUGCCUGUUGAUUCUGGUUCUUAACCUCAGUGUUUUUGCUCAAGAAAAUGUUACUUCCAACCUGACAUUUACUGUGGGAUCAAGGCCCCUGCCUCUCAACAUAUCACUUCUCCCAAUCUUUCAAGCCUUGACAAAAUAUCCAGUUCCUCAGGACAUCAUAGCAAAAGAAGGUACCUGUGUUUUCAUUGAAUGUAAUUUGAACAUUAGCCAGCAGGACACCAUACUCUGGUACAACUCAAAGGGGCAUCUUCUGGAGCAAGGUGGAAAAGAUGGAAGACUGGUGAUCUCUGACAAUAUCCUCAAUAUCACAGGUGUAAUAUUUGCUGACCGGGGACGAUAUACUUGCAGUGUCAAAAAUGAAAAUGGCACUUCUUAUUAUUCAGUCACCCUCAGAGUGGUCUCUACCUCUGGAGACAUGGGCAUUUAUUACAUGAUUGUCUGCCUAGUUGCUUUUACCAUCAUCCUAAUCUUAAAUAUUACACGUCUGUGCAUGAUGAGCAGCCAUCUUCGUAAAACAGAGAAAGCCAUCAAUGAGUUCUUCAGAACUGAAGGGGCUGAGAAGCUACAGAAGGCUUUUGAAAUAGCCAAACGCAUUCCUAUUAUUACCUCUGCCAAAACUCUAGAGUUGGCCAAAGUCACCCAGUUUAAAACCAUGGAAUUUGCUCGCUACAUUGAAGAACUUGCCAGAAGUAUCCCUCUGCCACCUCUAAUCCUUAACUGCAGGGCCUUUAUGGAAGAAAUAUUUGAAGCAGUGCAUGUUGAUGACUCUGAUGAAGUAGGAGAUGGAGUGAAACAGACCCAAGCACUUGGUGCCCAAGAGGGAGUCUAUCCCUUAAACCCAGAAAUAAAGCGCAGUAAUUCACCAGCAGGAGAUUCAGAUGAUGGUUCAGUGAAUGACCACGGCAAAGAAAUAGCUGUGGAGGUAUCUGUCCACCUUCAGUCAGAAGCACAAAGCAUUGAUACUGUUUCUCACGAUAGUGUCACCUCCCUGCCAUCAGAGGAUGGUCCGAGGGCAGGGCCGGAUUUAGAUGAAAAGAGGCCCUAGGCUAUUCCACUUAUGAGGCCCUUUCACCUAUAGUGAAAGUGUAAUUUUAAUUUUGCUAACAAUUUGAAUGUAGGCCCCUCUUGAUCUUGAGGCCCUAGGCUGAAGCCUAGUUAGCCUAUAGGAAAAUCCGGCCUUGUCCGAGGGCUGAAUCCAAAUAGACUAGCGAAGCUACUUGUGUGACGUUCCUCCUGAUUUGGGAGAAUGCUCUCAAAGAGAAAAGGGAAAAUGUCACCAUAGUCUCAGAUGCAGGAUCCUUGUUUGUUUUUUGUGUUAAAUUUUGUUAGGUGACUGUAAAAUCAGCGUAGAUGAAGCUAUUUUAAAAUUCUUAUUAUAACUAAUCUUAGAAUUAUUUUGCAGCAGGAUCCUUUCUAUCAAUUAUUGAUUAUUCCAGUUAUAAUAGAGUGGACAAACUUUUGUUGGCUGAUGUAGUACAGUUUAUUUAUUAUUUUUGUGAGAGAAAGAUGGCAGCAAAUAGGGCACCAAUAGCAUGAUGUCAUGAAAAAUAACUGGAGACUUCGUUACAUUUCUCCCCAUUUUUCAGUGAGCUAAGACUAAAAGAGGCACAAUACAUGAUAGCUUGCCUCUAAAAACUAAAAUGAAAGCUAGUGAGUUAUCUGUUCAUGAGAUACAGCAAAAUAAUACAUUGACAUAAAUAGUUUCUGUCAUGUCUACCCAGAAAGUUAAAUUCUUAUAUGUGCUCAGUUCUUUUAUUACAGUUCACAAGUGUACUGUACAUGAAAUUAUAACGUGGCAGGUCAUCUUUUUUUAAAUACUAUAAGGAAACUGUGAUUGUUACAACUGAAAACUAUGUGAAAAACAUAGGAAAUAUUCAGAGAUUCAAUUGUAUGUAUGCAUGUUCCUAUUCAGUAUUUGCAUUAGAAAAUAGGAACCCAAGUGCAACCUUUGCAUUGCAGCCAAGGACAGACCACUUAAAUAUUCUGUCAAUUGCCAAAUAUUUUAAUAAAUGAGGCUUGUUUUCUCGGUGUUACUCAUAAUAUCAAGUUUUGGAAUAUUAUUUCAUUUAAUUGCAGUGAACUGACAAAAUCUUCAGGUUCUCUCAGUGUUACUAUGAUAAAAACAGUGACAACUUCGGUACUAGUAACUAUUUUGAAGUGUCUACAGUAACCUCAUUUAUAACUUCAGCCUUCUUCUUCAGGCAGUAUGUUCUUAAUUGUUAAUAUUAAGUGGCCAAUGUUGAGGACAAUGUCAUUUGAUAGCAGUUAUAAGUGUUCCAUGAAAAUCACCUGGGGAAAACUUAACAUGAGCCAAUGAUAAUUUGAGUGAAAAAGAUGCAGAGUUAGGAAAGUAGGCUGAGAAUUGUGAUCUACGGAGCCUGGCCUCAAUAAAAAACCUGAGGAAACCUCAAAGAACAACACCAUUAUACAAUAAGCAACUUUAAUAUGGACAUUUGGCUGAUUCCUUAUGUUCAACAGUAGUGUAAUUGCCUAUUAGAGCCAUGGUGGCACAGUGGUUAGAAUGCAAUACUGCAGGCUAAUUCUGCCGAUUGCCAGGAGUUCAAUCCUGACCGGCUCAAAGUUGACUUGGCCUUCCAUUCUUUCAAGGUCCGUAAAAUGAGGAUCCAGAUUCUUGGGAACAAUAUGUUGACUCUGUAGUCCAUUUUGAGAGGGCUGUAAAACACUAUGAAGUGGUAUAUAAGUGCUAUUGCUAUUGCUUCAGGCUAUAGGUAUGAAAUAAUACAGUUAAAUCUCACUUUAAAGGAAAACAGAUACCUUGUAAAUUCAAAAUUAAAUUGUUGAGGGUUUAGUUUGGUCAGUUGUUGCCUGUUGUUCCCUCACAUACUUUUGUAUGAGGCUUUUACCUUUCUGGAAAAUUACUUCACAUAACUGAACUGAUGCAAUCCAUUAUAUCAUCAUCUCAUAGUAGGAGAUGAUGAUAUAAUGGAUUGCAUCAGUUCAGUUAUAUGAAACAGAUCUGUCCUUAUGCUGCGAGGUCACAUUUGCUAAUGAAAUAAGAUUGUCCUUUCUCUUCCAGCCAUUUGAAUUGACCCAGUUCAUAUAAGCUUUUUUUUCACACGGCGGGAACAGCCCUAACACAUAGUUUCCUUCUUAGCUUUAAAAAAAAAUGAGAAAACAUAUUUGACCCAUAAUCUAGAAAGUUAAAAUAGUGCAAGUCUAAAUUUAUGAUAGGUAUGAAAUCCCUCUUGCUGUAGCAAAAGUUGAAGAAACAUGAUUUUUGAAGGAAUCUGUUACGUUUAUAGCACAAAUGGGUGGCAAGCAGUAGUAGUAAUGGCACCUGGGAAUUGGAGUCAUCGGCAGUAAUGCCCAUCUGUUUAACAGAUUGUUUAAGAAAACAUUUACCUCACAAUAUUUAGCUUAAUUUUCUUAAUAGUUGUUUCUGUUUCUGAAGCAAAAUAGAUCAUGCAGGUUUAAGCUUCGCAAAGGGAUAUAUUUGUAAAUAUAGGAGGCUAUUUCUCUCUGUCCUUCUAUAAAUCAUUUUUAUGUAUAACAUGUAAAAAAAGAGAAUCUUGGUUUGCAUCACUUUCUUUCGUGGAACAAAGGCAGGACAGAGACAAGCAAGUAAUUUAGAUGGAUUAGAUGUAAAAAUCAUACAUGGUGCAGUGUGGAUAGUUUUUUUUUUAAGCAUAUAUUUUUACCAAACAUUCUUGUAGUGUUAUGAACAUAUUUGGAGAACUAUUGUGGGUGGGUUGUACUUGUUUUAAAAAUUGAUGUAACUUUAUGAAAAAAACAACGCAAGACUUCUCAAAUGGCCAACAGAUUUUAAUGAAUAAUAGGGGCAAGAGCCCAGCUGUAUUAUUACCUAAUGCUAAUUGGAGGUUCAGUUCUGCCUGUGUACUUUUUUUGAGUGUGUAAGCUAAUUUAUGUUCGGCAUGAGGUUGUGUUCUUAUUUCUUUAGCUGUAGUGUUUUGUGAAAGUAUUAGAAAACUUAACUCUGUUCACCAAAAUGUGGUUUCAGCACUUUUGUAGCUUGGGAGUUGCCACAGUUGUAUUUCAUACUUUUAUAUAAAAAUAAGAUGGUGCUUUCUUCCAACAAUAAAAUCUACUAUUAAAUGUC
Messenger RNA from Pantherophis guttatus, 4287 nucleotides. RefSeq names its product microfibril associated protein 3 (gene MFAP3). The record is from RefSeq and is a predicted model, not a curated record. NCBI's taxonomy places the organism in Eukaryota, Metazoa, Chordata, Lepidosauria, Squamata, Colubridae.